CGCACCGCCCACUUGUAUAGUGAGCGCGCAGAGAUUCUUUGAUCAGAGGGAUUUAAAGAACACGAAUGGGAGGUUGAUUGAAUAAUGUACUACUCGACUGUCUUUUACAAAAGACCAUUUUAACAUCGUCACUCCCGUUUUACAGAAGAACAUCUUAUAGAAGAGAUGCAAUUUCAAAGAAUAGACUCUAAAUAGAAAAACAGAGCUGCAUGUGAUGAAGAACACACCAUUAAUUACCCACGGUAUUACAAACUAAAAAAAGGAAUGAACUGGACAUGGCUUGUCAGGAAGUAGACUUCAUCGAGCAACAGGGCAUAUCUGUUAAAGAAGAGCAUUUUGAGUGGCAAUCUUGUCCCCCUGUGCAAGAUGGUUUCUGCAUCAAACAGGAGGAUCAUGCUACUGAUAUUAAAAAUGAAGAUUCUGAACAGGGGCCCUUCUUCAUUAAAAGAGAGCAUGCUUCUCUUGACCUCGAAAGGCAAAGCCAUGGAACUGUAAAUGUCGAACAAAGCAUGACUUCACAGAAUGACUGUAACAUUCAAAUGUGGCCAGAAGUAAAAAUAGAAGCACGUGGUGUAGGCUUCAUUCAGAAGAGACAAAUGUCCACCCAGAAGCAGUCUGCCCUCGUGAAACACGAGUUGAUUGAAACUGAGGACACAUGUUGUGGAAGUCAAGAGGAAGGGCAAUUAUCAGAUUUGCAAGAGAAUAUGAGCUUUACCCUGCCUUCAGUUGCACAGGCCUCCCCACAGCACAUGGCUCAAGAGAAUGACAACAUUAUGAAGGAAUUCACAUUGACGUCAGGCAAAAUACAGUCACCCAUUUCACAGUACAGUUCUUUGUCUGUGGAAAAGCCAAUACAGUUGGACUCUAUAAAACCACGUAAAUGGAAACGUAGUGCAAAACCAGUGGCGUAUAUCUGCCAAGAGUGUGGGAAAAGUUUUAAACGGAAAUCUAACUGUAAUGAGCAUCAGAGGAUUCACACUGGAGAAAGACCCUACUGCUGUUCUGAGUGUGAUAAACGAUUUACGGAUCGCUCCCACCUUCAGAGACACAAGAAAAUCCAUACUGGAGAGAAGCCACACUGUUGCUCUGAAUGUGGCAAAUGUUUCUCACGCAAAGGUAGCCUUCAGAAACACACAAUAAUUCACACUGGCGAGAAGCCCUAUUGCUGUUCUGAAUGUGGCAAGCAGUUCAUAGCAAGACAACAGCUUCAGAGGCACAAGAGAAUUCACACUGGAGAAAAGCCCUAUUGCUGUGCUGAAUGUGGUAAACGAUUCUCACAACUGAGUAAUUUGUACAUUCAUAAGAGAAUUCACACUGGUGAGAAGCCACAUGGCUGUUUUGAAUGUGGCAAGCGAUUCUCCCAAUUAAGCAACCUUAAGACACACACCAAAAUUCACUUUGGCGAGAAGACACAUUGCUGUCCUGAAUGUGGCAAGCAGUUCUUACAUGCAAGUGCUCUACAGAAACAUACAAGAAUUCACAAAGGAGAAACAUCCCAGCAACUAAUUUUCUUUACCAAAAUGAGGGUGAGGCCAGUGGGGGUGCUGGAGCAUAAAGACAAUGCCAAGGACAUGUCUAGCCUGUGCACCCAAAGAAGGCAAGGCUCACUCCCUCCACCCAUGUCAGGAAAACAGGACAUCACUGACCUGGAAGGAGAACUGCGCAAGGCUGAUGUCACCAUGUGGCAAAAAGUGGACUGUAUCAAGGAAGAGGGUUGUCAGUAUGGGUCCAUCCACUUGACCCCACAUUGUCUCUGUGUAAAACAGGAGGAUUGUGAUUUGAGGACUGUGGGUAUUAAAGAAGAAUCUGAACCCACAUCCAUCAGCCUUGAAGCUAGUAGUACACUCAUGAUGAAUGCAGAUGAUGCCAGUGUAACAACAUGCGUGUCAGUGAAAGAAGAGAUGAUUGAUUUAGAGAUUACUCAAGGAAGGAAGUGCUCUGCUUCACAUUAUAGGGAAGUGAAGACUGAAUCACUAGAGCCUCCGGAUAAGACAGAGAUGCUUGAGCAAUGGACACCUUCAGGGCAGCCUGGGAAAUCAGAUUUAAACCAGAAUGGCAGUGACUCCCUAUCCUCAUUUGCCCAGGCCUCUCUUCAUGCUGUUUCUGUUCAAUUCCACAUUGAGGAAGAUGAGAAGGAACCCAUUCCUCUGCUAGAAGAUAUCAAACUGGAUCCUGUGGAGCGCAGCAUACCACCUUUUGAGAAACUGACAAGUGCUGAUUCCAUCAAGCCGCAGAAAGCAGCAAACAGUAGCAGUCCAUCAUCAUCAUCAUCAUCAUCAUCUUUCUUUUCUUGCCAAGAGUGUGGGAAAGGUUUUAAACGCAAAUCAGAUUGUAAGAGGCAUCAGAAAAUUCACAGCAGAGAGAAGCCCUACUGCUGUUUGGAGUGUGGUGAAAGAUUUGCGCACACAGGCAGUUUUCAUAAGCACGAAAGAAGCCACACUGGAGAGAAACAGCAUUUCUGCACUGAAUGUGGCAAGCAGUUUUCCCAAAAAAGAGACCUUCAGGUUCACAUGUUUACUCACACUGGAGAGAAGCCACAUUCCUGUACUGAAUGCGGGAAACAAUUUUCACGUGUAAGGAACCUUCAGACCCAUAAGAGAAUUCACACAGGAGAAAAGCCUUACUGCUGUACUGAAUGUGGUAAGCAGUUUUCACUUGUAGGUAGUCUAAGACGUCAUAAACGAUAUCACACUGGCGAGAAGCCACACUGCUGUUCGGAAUGUGGCAAGUGUUUUACUCAACUGGGUCAUCUCCAGAUACACAAGAGAAUUCACACUGGAGAGAAGCCAUAUUGCUGCCCUCAGUGUGGCAAGCGAUUCUCACAAAAGAAACAUCUUCAGACCCAUACACGAAUUCAUACCGGCGAGAAGCCAUAUUGCUGCACGGAGUGUGGCAAAGAAUUUUCUCAAAUGGGCAACCUUCAAACACACAUGAGAAUUCACACAGGAGAAAAGCCUUAUUCCUGUUCUGAAUGUGGGAAACGAUUCUCGCUCGUAGGAAGUCUGGCACAGCACAAGCGGUUUCAUGCUGGUGAGAAGCCACACUGUUGUAAUGAAUGUGGAAAAUGUUUCAUGCAGCUCGGCCAUCUUCAGAGGCAUAAGAUAACUCAUACUGGGGAGAAGCCAUUUGCCUGUAUUGAAUGUGGUAGGCGAUUCUCACGAAGAAGCAGUCUGCAGCUGCAUACCAAGCAACACACUAAGGAGAAACAACAAAACUCUUAUGAAAAUAACAGGGUAGUGUUUUUGCUUAUUGGACCAUUCAGUGCAAAUCCAGCUGUAACUUAUGUGCCAGUACAACCCACCACAUAAGGACCUUGAUAUCAAAAUCCUGUAAAGACACAGUACACAACCUUAAGAGUUUUCACUGAAAACAGCUGGAGGCAACCUUAACAGCCGAAAGAAAAAGAACUGUUAAUGUUGUGCAGGUGGUUUGUCUUUAUAGACACAAGUCUUCACGCAUAGCACUGUCUUUGUGGAGUCCCUCAGGGAAGCCUUCUUUAGGCCCUUUUUGCUUUUCUGUCCAUGUUCACAUUUGACCUGUUCUUCAAACGUCCUGGAGGGGUUUAAUGACAUCUAAUCAUUCAUUAUCAGCGUGACCCAAUACUCCGCUAAGCCAACAGUAUUUACGUAUGAUAUUCCCAGGUUAGAGUAAGGGCCCAUUGUGUAAAGUGUCUGUGAUUACCAACAUGGCCAUUCUAGUCUACAGGAAGUCUGCCAUUGAGUGCCAGUUAGCAAAAUGGUGUUUGUUUCAUUACAACACCUUUCCAGAGAACUAAUCCUUUUUUAUAUAAACUAAAUCUACUUGAACCUAGUGCUGGGAGGUAUGAACAAAAUU
Messenger RNA from Polypterus senegalus (gray bichir), 3834 nucleotides. RefSeq names its product zinc finger protein 585A-like. Gene Ontology annotation, biological process: regulation of transcription by RNA polymerase II. The record is from RefSeq and is a predicted model, not a curated record. Bases 276 to 3308 code for a protein of 1010 amino acids. Gene Ontology annotation, molecular function: DNA-binding transcription factor activity, RNA polymerase II-specific; RNA polymerase II cis-regulatory region sequence-specific DNA binding. The transcript is spliced from 6 exons. Lineage: Eukaryota; Metazoa; Chordata; Cladistia; Polypteriformes; Polypteridae.